This is a messenger RNA of Lichtheimia ornata, 1548 nucleotides long. RefSeq lists its product as uncharacterized. The transcript is spliced from 3 exons. The record is from RefSeq and is a predicted model, not a curated record. Lineage: Eukaryota; Fungi; Mucoromycota; Mucoromycetes; Mucorales; Lichtheimiaceae. Bases 1 to 1548 code for a protein of 515 amino acids.
AUGCAAGUGGAAUAUGGAGAGGAGUUUGAGGAUACGUCGAAUAUCAAUAGGAGCAUGGAACAACCACCAUAUCGACAAGCAAGUGAUGAUACCAUCGUGCGUCAAUCCUCAUGGAAGAUCAUGUUUCAGGAAAUACAGCAACAUGUCAUGCAAACGAUAACCAACAAUAAGCAGCUGCUCUUUGGCAAAGGAUCAAAUCUUCAGGGACCAUCUUCACAACAACGAACAACAUGCAGGGAAAAGAAUGGCUCGUUGUAUUCAACAACAACGACUAGCCACAAUCAGCGCCAACUACAGACAAGCCAGCUUUAUAGUCAUCCAGAUUUUCGGGUACUUUACGUUCCCGCUGGCAACGAAGACAUCAUGAGAAUUGUGCAACCUUCAAAAGAUCUUGAGCAUCAGCAACGUCUUGAGGUCUGUGGAUAUUAUGCAUUAUCGCAUUUAUGGGGUGAUGUUCAAAAUGCGCCCUUAUGGGAUGUCAGCGACUUGAUUGUUGAUGAACAUGGUAACCCUGCUCAACCAGUACCCAUGCGACCCGAAAAGCGUGAUACGAUAUUGGCGUUGCUUAAGCCAGGGAGUUACUGGUGGAUCGAUGUGUUGUGUGCUCGAACGGACACACCACUUAUGAUUAUGGGAGAUGUAUACGAAUCGUGCUAUGGGUGCUUUGCGCUAAUUGACGUAUCACCAGCGAUCAGCGGCAUUCAGCAAAUCAAUGCCAAAUGGUUAACGUUGUCAAUUGUGGUCACACAUACGUUGCGAGCGUAUAGACAUGCAAUCAAACAUAACGACAUUGAUGAAUUCGAGCAUUAUUGUGCCACUCCGACAGGAGCAGAGGACGUUGGAAAGCCUUUACGAUUAAAAGAAGUGGGGAUACAGUUUCAUGAUGAGCUGCAUGCGGUUGCACAAUUCUUUGAUUGCUUCUGGUUCUCUCGUGUAUGGACAUGGCAAGAAUUUCUGUUACCAGAAAGAUUUACGGCCAUUGAUGAGCGAUGUGACACCGUAAGAUUUCAUGGGUCGACGUUUGUGUACCUUGAUCAAAUCAUCUGGAGCUUACAAAAGAUACAUAGCAUGAUUGAAAGUGAACCCAUCUUGAAGGAAGAAUAUCAAGGAGGCAUCACUCAAGCCAUUUCAAAAAGUUAUACCCGAUUCCAUCAUAUCAUUGAGCAACAACGCACUAUAAAGGUGGAUUUGCAGCUAUGGAAGAACAGCAAAGCCAGGUUAAUCGGCUUGAAAAGUGUGCUUGAUAAUCUAGCUGGUUCUCCUCGAACAUGUACAAAUCCCGUGGAUUAUGUCUAUGGAGUGCUUGGAUUACUUGCUAUCGAUGUCCCUAGAAUGGAUGAUCCUCAAGCUGUUUGGUCGACUUUUCUUUCUGUGCUCGGUGAGCGUUUGCAAAGUGUUGAGAAAAAUGACCCAGAUUUCUUCGCAUCCAUCUCUGAGACCGCUCAUUCAUUUGAUUUGAGCAAAGCAAACAACUUGGGACAUGUCUACGAUGGUUUGGUCAAAUUCACAAGGAAGUCGUCAAAACAUACAAGGAUGGGAACACAAUAA